Onthophagus taurus is the source of this 1874-nucleotide messenger RNA. RefSeq lists its product as uncharacterized. The record is from RefSeq and is a predicted model, not a curated record. NCBI's taxonomy places the organism in Eukaryota, Metazoa, Arthropoda, Insecta, Coleoptera, Scarabaeidae.
UACAGAUCAUCAAUAAAAAUGUCUAUGUUAUUGAAAAGAUUAAAACUUUAUAAUAAUUUGAGACUAUUAUCAUCCUCGAUUAAUAAAGGUGUUAUCAAAGCUAGUAAUCCAAAUAUUAAUAAUCAAAAUGUGGAUUUAUUGGAGAAUAAUCUCAAAGGAUCUAGUUCGAUCGAUGAACUUUUUUCUUUGGUAAACAGCCAUUAUACCAUCAUGAAUGCGCACCAUGUCAUGCACGCUUUAAAUACGAUAUUUACGUUACAAAAACAGGAAAGAAGAUUCAAAUCAUCUCCUAAUAAGAUUUUAUUAGAUCCAACAUUUGAAAAACUCUGUUCAAAAUUAACAGUUUUCGCUGGAACAAUUGAUUAUGGGGAUGUGUUAGAUGCGUUAAAAGUAUUAACUUUAUUAAAUGUACCAUCGAAUAGUACAAUUUAUCAAACAUUACUUCAAUUAUUAAGACACAGCAUAAAUCAGUUCUCUUUACAUCAAAUAAUCUUCCUACAUUUUCUAUUGACGAAAGUUGAAAAAACUCCUUUAUCUGAAGCGUUUUUAUUGGCUUUACCAAUGGCUUUCGAAUUAAUGGUUCCAUUAAAAUUAGAUAGGACCAAUACAAAACUGUUGGCCGAUUGUUUACAAUUUACAUCAAGAAAUAACGUAAGCAGUCAAUGUGUUGAAAUAAUAGCAUUAGCUUUAUUAAGGCUAAAAUUGAAUCCAAGAAUUAGUUUGAGUGUUAUUUGGUCUGUAUGUGAUUUACAACCCGCAAGUUAUACUGAACCGUUAUUGAAAAAACUUUUAAAAAAUAUCAUGUUUAAUUUGGGUGAAUAUAAUUACGAUGAAUUAGAAUCGACUCUUACAAAAUUAACAAAUCGAUUUUCAAACAGAAAUCCGUAUUAUUAUAAUCAAGAAUUUUAUGAUUUUUGUGCUAAUUAUAUCAUUGAUAAUGAUACUGGAUUUGAACAAGGUACUCACUUUUUAAGAAAAGUUUUAAAAACCAAUUAUUUUAAUCCAAAUAUUUUCGAAUACGUUUUAAAAUCGUGUCGAGAAAAUCCUGAUUUAUUAAAAUUGGGGGAUCCGAUUCAUGUUUACACAUUAAUUUGUACGGCUGCUUUGACAGAUUAUGAAUCAGAAAAUGUAGACUACCUAAAGAAAAUUUUAAUGGGAUUUAACCAUAAAUAUUUCUUAAAAAAUUUUCCAGAACGUGAAAAUUUACUGAGAUACGCGACUUCUUUGUGUAUUUUAGGUAAUUACUCACGGGUUGUUUUAGAAAAGAUUUUUAAUCAAGUUUAUUUAGAUAAAAUUUAUCAGAAACGUUUUGUUCAUGAUGUUGAAAAUAUUAUUCUUUUAUCUCAACUUAUAAAAUUGUAUAAACCGGAAUUUAAAGAUUUAUUACCUGAUAAUGAAUGGUUGAGAACUUUACGAAAUAAUACAUUUUUUGGUAAUGAGUUUCCUUUAGAAGGUGUUUUACACACAGUUUUUGGAGGGAAAAAUUUUGUUCGUACUAACGUAACAAGCAAAAUGCAUCAUAUGAUAGAUCAUGUUAUUGUAUUAAGAAAAGGUGGAUUUCCAGUUCAUGUAGAACAAACAGGUCUCGAUUUAGAAGAUAUACCAAUAGAUUCAUCAAACCAAAUGAUUUUAAUAUUAGGUCUUUCUAAUCAACGAUAUUCUGUAAGAACAAAAAUAAUGAAAGCAUCUACAAUGUUGACAAUUAAAAUGUUAGAAGAUAAAGGUUAUGCCGUCGUUCCAGUUGAUUUAGGAGUAUUCAAAAAUUGUCAAGAUUUCGAAAAAAUACCUUAUAUUAUGGAACAAAUUAAAUUAAAAACAAAUUAUAUGGAAGAAAUAUCGAGUUUUUCAUAAUAAAAUGUUGUUAAGAUAGGCAA